Coccidioides immitis RS is the source of this 1329-nucleotide messenger RNA. RefSeq lists its product as uncharacterized. Lineage: Eukaryota; Fungi; Ascomycota; Eurotiomycetes; Onygenales; Onygenaceae. Gene Ontology annotation, cellular component: nucleus; cytoplasm. Bases 83 to 1099 code for a protein of 338 amino acids. The transcript has a single exon. The record is from RefSeq and is a predicted model, not a curated record. Gene Ontology annotation, molecular function: RNA polymerase core enzyme binding; RNA polymerase II CTD heptapeptide repeat phosphatase activity.
CUCACCGAUCUUUCAUUUUGUGCUUCUUUUCCUUAAAUGGCUAUCCUCUCCGGAUAAACAUCCGUUUCCUGUUCAAGCGGUCAUGGAUCCAGCGACCGAUUCUCCUUCGACCAGCUCAUCGGUCAAGACCUCGAUCCCUGCCGUCCAUGCUUGUUCGAGCACCGCUCCUAGCUCCAUGAAUUACACCCCGCCUCGCGGGAAUACCCCCAAUCCCCGUCACUUGGCCAUCGCACUACACCAUGCCCGCCAUAUCCAAGCUCGCAAAGACACAGAAGCGGCAAUUCUAUCUUACAUUGAACUCCUGAUGACCUUGCCUAGCGAUCCUGAUGCGGACCCCGCGUCGCCAUCCGAAGAAGACGUGUCUACUUUCAAGUCGGCGCUGGUCCCGUUCCAGCCGUCAGAUUACGAUAAUUUGAUCCUGGAAAGGAACAUCGACGGGCGAUGCGGUUAUACACUUUGCCCCAAAGACCACAGAAAAGAGGACCCGAAAGCGAAAUUCCGCAUAGUGUGGGGUCCAAAGGGGAGUGGACCAGGCGGGCGUGGGAAGGAGAUGAAAGUCGUACCGAAAGAACAAUUGGAGAAAUGGUGCUCUGACAAAUGCGCUGAGCGGGCUCUCUACGUUCGCGUUCAGUUGAGCGAGGAACCGGCCUGGGAAAGGAUAGACAAGAAGAAUAUGAAUCUGCUCUUGUUGGAAGAAGGGAGGGAAGGCCACCAGAUAGAUAGGAAGGGCAAGCAGCCCGUUACGAGCAUGCCGACCGUGGAAGAUAAGUUUCGGAAUCUAAACAUCGGCUCUUCGAUAGAGGCGGAACAGGAUGCACUUGGCUGCCCGCCGGGUAGACUGACCGUGAAUGAUGGAGACAGUUCCAGAGUGCUGGCGAUGGAACGGGGUGACUCUCCUACAAUUGCGUCUGACAAGGAGAGGGUGCCUGUACGCAUCGUUGAAAAGGACUCAACAGCAGCGUCCGCGCCAACAUUGGAGUCGGGUAGCAUGCAGGGUGGUUCGAUUGAGGGAUUCCAUCCGCAACUGCAUACAUACCGCCCACGCACCGAAACAUCAUAUGACAACAAUCCUCUAGAGAACGAUGACAUGCUCUUUUAACCGUAACGACACCCAUGGCGUUUGUUGAUGCGAAAUACUCAUAGCAUAUUCGGAGUUUUUGAGCCGGUUGGGUUAAGGACUAAGAUCCAAUUUCGGAAAUGGCGCUUUGUUUCCAGGGCUUUUGAAAUUCUUUUAUGUACCUACCGUAAUCACCCUACAAAGCGACGCAGCCUCGGUGCAAGACGAGCCAAUCGUCCUUAGAGAAAAACAUGAGGGAUUCAUUUUGGCAA